Molecule: messenger RNA, 4887 nt
Organism: Macrosteles quadrilineatus (aster leafhopper)
Lineage: Eukaryota; Metazoa; Arthropoda; Insecta; Hemiptera; Cicadellidae
Product: ras-specific guanine nucleotide-releasing factor 2-like
Exons: 29
Coding region: 95-4477 (1460 amino acids)
Biological process (GO): Ras protein signal transduction; positive regulation of GTPase activity
Cellular component (GO): plasma membrane
Molecular function (GO): protein binding; guanyl-nucleotide exchange factor activity
Source: RefSeq, a predicted model, not a curated record
CUUCGGAGGUCGGAGCUGCAACAUGUGAUACGGCCAACGCCGACCACGGUCGCUGCGUCCCCCUGGUCAGCCGAAGACUGGCCGACGCAGCGCCAUGUUGAGCCCCAAGAUGCAGCGGACGGUCCGCGUCAACGACAUACAGCUGAUCAUGUUGUCGGAGCGCGCCAGCUACGACCAUUCUGUCAAGGGUUAUCUACACAAGAAGACAGCUGACAGCACCAAGUGGCAACUCCGCUACUUCGUCCUCUAUCAGAACAUUCUUUUCUACUACGAUACAGAGUCCUGCAGUCGUCCUUCCGGAGUUAUCCUUCUAGAAGGAUGCUACUGCGAAAGACUGAUCGCUUCAGGAACUGGCAGUAAGAAUAAGGACCUAUCUGAGAAUAAGUACUGCUUUGCCAUCUCGUAUCGUAGAGAAAACCAGCGACAGUAUGAGCUGCGGGCGGCUACAGAGAGCGACUGUAAGAUGUGGAUAGAGGCUAUACGAGAGGCUAGCUUCAACAAACUGUUGCUCCAAAAAGAAGAACUGGAGCAAAAACAUCUUCACUUGCUGCAGAUUGUGGAAAGCGAAAAGACAGCAAAGUGGCAGUACACUCAGCAGUGCGAAGAGCUGGCCUCUGAGAUUAAGAAACUUAGAGCUGAGUUGUGCGCCCUCAAGAAGGAGUGGAGGCCGGUACCGUCGUCCUACAGCAGUAGCAGCAAUGUGGCUGCGGCGACUGCUAGUGGCGCCAGCGGGGCGGCACCCAUCUCUGCGGCUACGGCACAAGAGACACUGGAGCUACGCAAGAUCAAGAAGGUCCAGAGCUUCUUUCGAGGCUGGCUGUGCCGACGUCGGUGGAAGCAGAUCGUAGAGCAGUACAUCAAGAGUCCCCACGCGGAGAGUAUGCGCAAACGAAACAGCUUGGUGUUCCGCAUGGUGGAAGCAGAAGAAGAGUAUAUGGAGCAGAUGGAGGUGUUAGUCUCGUGUUUCCUGCGUCCAUUCAAGAUGGCCGCCUCCAGUAAAAAGCCUCCGUGUUCUCAUGAGGACGUGAACUCCAUCUUCCUCAACAGCGAGACUGUUUUGUUCCUACACCAGAUAUUCCUCAAGGGUCUCACGUCGAGAAUGGAGAGCUGGCCUACUCUUGUACUCGGUGACCUGUUUGACAUGCUGCUGCCAAUGCUGAGCAUCUACCAGGAGUAUGUACGCAAUCACCACUAUAGUCUGCAGGUGCUUACGGAAUGUAAACAGUCGCCACAGUUUGCAGCAUUGCUGGCCAGACUGGAGAAUAAACCUGCCUGUCAGGGAAGAUCUCUGGAGACCUUCCUCACCUACCCGAUGCAUCAGGUGCCCAGAUACAUAAUCACGUUGCACGAACUGCUCGCUCACACUCCUCACGAUCAUGUUGAACGGAAGAGUUUGCAAAACGCUCGUCAGCAACUUGAGGACCUUUCUCGUCAAAUGCAUGACGAGGUUAGUGAAACGGAAAACUUGAGAAAAAACUUGGCUGUAGAAAGAAUGAUCGUAGAAGGCUGUGACAUCCUGCUAGAUGUCAACCAAGUUUUUGUCCGCCAAGGAAGCCUGAUACAGAUCCCCACCGACAAAUGUAAAUCCCAGCGAAGCCGCUUCGGAAUUAAGUCUGAGAAAGAAGCUCUUCGCCAAUGUUUUUUGUUCUCCAAUCACCUUAUUAUUGCUACAAGGACCUCCGGGGGCAGGCUGCACCUGGUCACAGACGUAGGCAAGAUCCCGCUCGCAGACGCCAUCCUCAUCGAAGAUCCUAACGAUCAUGGUGUGAACGAUGAUGAUGACUGCUCAAUGUCCAGCCAUUCCAGUAGCCAUAGUGAAACCUCCAGCACAGGAUGCAAUUUUCAAAAUAGAGACUUCAAAAUUAUUUUAGACAUAAAAAGUGGUAACCAGUCGCAAGUGUCUGUUCAUUUGGUGGCGCAUACCCUGCAGGAGAAGGCUGCAUGGGUCAGUGACAUUAGCCAGUGCAUGGACAAUGUACACUUCAACGACCUUCUCCACAGUAGUAUGUCCGAUACCUCCUCCGUAACAAUGCCUCAAUCGAUCAAGAAUGACCCGAAACUAUUCAAAGACGAUGUCGACAUUCGAUUCAGCAGAACUCUAAACUCCUGUAAAGUUCCACAGAUAAGAUACGCCACCCCAGAUAGACUUCUCGAGCGCUUGACAGACUUGCGUUUUUUAUCCAUCGAUUUCCUAAACACGUUCCUGCUCACUUACCGAGUGUUCACGGACAGUGUGAAGGUCCUGGAGGCUCUCAAGAAGGUGUUUUACAACUCAGACCCUCCUGAAGCUCAGACAUAUCCUCCAGGAUCAUUCAUGGAUGAGCUGACAUCAUCGCUACAGCUUUACGACCCAGAGCGGCGUCGGAGCAGCUUCUCCCCUCGUCGCUUUAGCGGAGCAAGCUCUGUCUCCGGUUACGGAUCCGAGAUGUCCGACAGUCGAGAUCGAAGUCACAGCUACGACUCCCAGGCUAUGUUCCCACCCAAGUCACAACGACGAUGCAGCUUUAGAAACAUUGAGGAGGAGCAGCUCACAAUGCCGAAGAUUGUGAAAGACCCGGCAGCCUCGCUUAGUCCUCGACGCAAAGUCAGCAUCCGAGUAGAGGAAGUUGACACCAACACUAAUACUUCUCUGCUCACCAUCCCUUCUACCAUUGCUGGCAGCUCCAGCUCCGAGACACUCACUGACCAGACGGUGAUUAGUGCUCCAUCAUCUCCCAGCAACCAAUCGACAGCCACUCUCGUACCUUCCUCAGGCUCUGACUCCAGCCAGGACCACGCCAAGGACCAGCAGCUCCCUUCGUCACCUCCCACCACCGACCCCUCGGACCUGCCCUCUAGUCCCAGGGUGACUUCCCCUAAGUCUACGUCACCAUCAAGGACAUCACCCUCCAGAGUCACUUCCCCGUCCAAGACACCUCCGGGGCCUGACGGAGUACCCAAGGAAGCAGAAAGCCGACAUGGCCGUAAGAGGUCCAGUUUUGAGAGCAGCCAUCGCAAAAGCAGCACUGUAGGGUUGUCUGAGGACCGAGCUGAUUGGCCAGAUGACGGAGAGAUUCACGGACCUCUACCGUACAGUACAACCUCAUCUCGCUCAGCGUCCAUCGUGAUGCAGAACUACUACAGCGCCCGGCGAUCUCUCGUGUCAAACGCAGACGGAGAAGGCAUCGGAAGUGUUUCACAACGAACGAGUUUUCAGCACGACUCUCCACAACAUUCCAGCAAAGCAGGGGUCGUCAUCACGUCUUUCCGUCAAUCCCAGCGCAGCUUCAGACAUGAGCCGUUGUGGAGCAGCACGUCAACAGCGGCUACAGCGUUUGCGAUUGCGACCUGCGGCAGCAGCAACCCUCGCGACCUAUCACCUGUGACCAAGGCCCGAGACACGGGACAACGAGGCGGCAGUUGUCGCGACCGUGAACGCAACCGCCGCAAGGAGAGUGUAAUGAGCACCGCUGCGACCAUGCGAGUCCUCAACGUAUUGAGACAUUGGGUUUCCAAACACUCCCAGGACUUUGAGCAAGACAGCCGAUUGAAGAACCUGACGAUCGAGUUUCUAGACGACAUCAUGUACAGUCCCAACCUGUUGCCAGCGGAACACAAGGCAGCAUCUCAGCUGUUACGACUCAUUACCAAGGACGAUCCCGAGAGCUCCAAGGUCGACCUGGACUUGCUGCUGGCUCCUCCGGUGACACCAAGUAAGGAAAGCAUUGAAACUCUCUCUGCGUUGGAAAUAGCUGAACAAAUGACGUAUUUGGAUCAUCAGAUAUUUGUGGCUAUUAGAAGCGAAGAGUUCCUCGGCCAAGCUUGGAUGAAGACUGACAAAGCCACCAAAGCUCCACAUAUCAUUCUGAUGACCAGACGCUUCAAUGAGGUAUCCCAGCUGGUGGUGUCUGAGAUUGUCCGAAGAUCCAACAUCAACGCUCGUAUCAACGCUAUUGAGAAGUGGGCCGCAGUCGCGGAUAUAUCACGGUGCCUCCACAACUUUAACGGAGUGUUGCAGAUCUGCGCAGCCUUCACCAACAGUUCUGUGUUCCGGCUGAAGAAGACUUGGGAGAAAGUCUCUAAAACUACCAAACAGACGAUUGAGAAGUUGCAGAACAUAGUUUCCUCCGACGGGCGUUUCCGCAACCUUCGCGAUGCUCUUCAUCGUUGCGAUCCUCCCUCCAUACCCUACCUGGGCAUGUACCUCACUGACCUCUCCUUCAUUGAGGAGGGAACCCCCAACUUCACUGAAGAUGGUCUACUCAACUUCUCUAAGAUGAGAAUGAUCGCACACGUUAUCAGAGAGAUAAAACACUACCAACAGACUCCGUACAAGAUAGAGCUGAUCACCAAAGUCACAAACUACCUGCUCGACCCUUCGCUACUGCUGGACGAUGACGAGCUGUACAGAAUGUCGCUGGAGAUCGAACCACGAACGUCACGACUCAGCGUAGCCAACAUCGCUACUACGAUGCCUACACCGCCCCCCAGGCCUUGAGACAACGCCUCCUUUAAAAGGUUCAAGUUCAAAGUGUAAAGCUAAGCUUCAGGAAGAGAUGUUGUUGUUGGAGUUGUCAAAUGUUUAUUUGUUUAGAACGGUUUAGUAUAUUUUUAUAGCGUAGAAAAAGAGCUGUUGUAUAAUCUCUUCUGAAGCGGCAAAUUUAGUCUAUUCAACAUAGUAAGCUAGUUUCACAGGUUAUUGCAAAUUGUAAAUUGGAGCACAAUCAAUUGUUAGAUCUCCUAGGAGCAGUAGAGUAGCUGUAUUAUACGGUAGCUGUUAAACAAUCAUUGAAAUUGUUCAAGUUUUUGCGAGUAAAGUUCACACACAGAUAUUGUUAGUGUUGAGAAAAUCAAUUGCGCAAAGACGUAGUUUAUAUUGUUAGCAAAUUUGUUCGUACACAAAACAAU